Molecule: messenger RNA, 273 nt
Organism: Acanthoscelides obtectus
Lineage: Eukaryota; Metazoa; Arthropoda; Insecta; Coleoptera; Chrysomelidae
Source: the annotation of a GenBank genome assembly
GCGGCAUUUCAGCAGGGAGAUUUACACAAGAAAUGACUGGAUUUGUGGGUGCAACAGGAAGAAUGCCGUUUUCUGCUUUCCUUGCAUACUUUUCGGCGGUAGGUGUUACAGAUUUAGUGCACCUGAGUAAAAAAUUAAGAAGCAUGAAAACUCUAAAACACAUCUUCAUAAUUCGAUGGAAUUGGCUUUAUUGGGGACUGUUAACAUCAGAGCUCAGUUAGAUUCAGCUUAUUGGAGAAAUAUACAACAGCAUAAUGAUACCUUUACAAAAAA